UUCGGGGCGCCUCAACGAUGGAGAGCGUUUCUUGAGUUCUUCCUGCUUAAACCCUGAGCUUCAUCAGUUCAAAGCUCUCUCUCCUCCAUCGCCAUGGGUUUCUUCGAUCUCAAUAUUCCUUACGACGAGCACUCAUCUUCAUCUUCAAUUAGGGUUAAUCGCAUCAAGAUUGUGGCCAAACUGAUGGAGCUCGGCUACUCCGGAAUCGCCUACAACCGUACGAUCAAAGGAGUGAUGUCUGAUAAGGACCGCUGUACUAUUCCUCUCCUUAAUGUUUCAUCACUUCAAAGUAUCCUUCCAACCUUCUCUGCCUCGUUGGAGUUCCACCGCAAUCUUCUCGGCGUCCCGCGGUCCUCUCCUUUCCGUCAGUACACGCGUCUUACUAUUUGUAUCAAUAGUUUGCAGGAGAUUCUGGCAGUCAAUUCUGGCAACCUCAUUCUGAAGACCUACGAUUUGAUUGCCGUGAAGCCUCUUAAUCAGAAUGCUUUUGAGCAGGCUUGUGAGAAAUUGGAGAUAGACAUAAUUGCAAUUGAUUUUGCGGAGAAACUGCCUUUCAGGUUGAAGCAAGGUCACAUAAAAUCUGCAAUUCAGCGUGGAGUUUACUUUGAAAUUAUGUACUCUGAUCUUCUUUCAGACGUUCAUGCAAGGAGGCAAAUGAUAUCUACUACUAAGGUCUUGGUGGAUUGGACAAAAGGAAAGAAUCUCAUAUUAUCUAGUGCUGCCUCUUCUGUAAAUGAAAUUAGAGGACCUUUUGAUGUUGCAAACUUGUCAUCCUUGCUCGGUGUCUCUAUGGAGCGAGCAAAAGUUGCUGUUUCAAAAAAUUGUCGCAAUCUUAUAGCUAAUGCUUUAAAGAGAAAGCAGUUCUACAAGGAGACGAUUCGAGUUGAAAGGAUAACAUCAGAUGAUAAGUUAGAUUCGAAUGACCCUUGGUCAGUGGAUUUGUUCAAAUGGGAUCCUAUAUCAAGUGGCGAAGGUGAUUUGCUAUUGGAUGAUAUAGCAAAAUCUUUUGCUGCCACUAAUAAAUCAAAAAUUGUGAAAGCCAUUGAUUUCACUUCAGUCAUUGACAACAUGCCUCCACAAGGUUUUCUAAUCAAGAAUGUAAUAGCAGGCUCUGAGGCAAAAGUGUCGUUGAAUGAUAACAGAGGCUUGUCGUGCGUUGUUGAUGCCAUUGAGCCACCAAUUGCAGUAAAUGGAGUAAUUCAACAGUCCUGUCCUCUUGAUGGAAAACAUUGUUCUACAUCCGAUCGUCAAUGCUCUGUAAUUGAAAAUCCUAAAAUUUCACGUUCACAUGAUGAUGCAGGAAAAGUUGGAAGUAAUUCUGAUGAAGACAAAUGCACUGUUGAAGAAAUUGUGCAGCCCAAGGCCUCAGUGCAGGAAGAACCUAUUGAAAUGGACAUUGACAAUGUUCAACCGCAAAACCCGCUACCCAGUAGCGAGUUAAAUGUAGUAUCCACAAAUGUGUUUGUGCAUUAUCCUACAUCUACCAGAGAUGUAUUAGAUGUUGUUUCAAUAAAUGAUGGAAAAGAAACUUUUACAAUGUCAGAGGAUGUUGCUUCUCACCGGCAUGAGUAUUGCUUAAAAAGUUCUGAUACAUUGUCUGGUUUAGAAAGUGUGUUGAGGGACAAAAGUUCAACUAAUUUGGUUUCAGAAAAUCAAAUGAAUAUGACUACGGUAUUAGAUGGUUCAUUUACAGCUGAAGAAUGUUUAGUUGGUGCAAGACUUGGGGAGCCUAUGGAUGUAGCAGCAGUCGAGGAUUGGGUUUCUCCUCUUAGUUCUUGUAUGAUUGAUAUAAAAGAUGAUUAUUUGAUCUCAAUUCGACAACAAACAUCUGAGGUGUUGAUGGAAGAGCAAAAAAGUGAAGAAGCUGACCCUCAGAUCAAACCUCCACCUGUAGAUCAGUCUAUAUCUGGCGUAAUGUCAACAGGGACAUGUCGUGCAAAACGAAAGAGACAUCAACAUCAUCCAGCAUUAAAGCUUCUGCAGUUAACCAAUCCUAAGGUUUUCAAGAGAGUUCAGGAAACAUAUUCAGAGAAAUACCGAUCAAAACGGAGGAGACAUCGUCCAGCGCUACUGCUUCCAUUCAAGCGCUUAAUCAAUCCUCUGUUCUUCAAGAAGGUGUAGAAGUUAGUUUGAGCUCAUUACAGAGUCCAAACCAAAUGGCUCACCGGGAUCCAACUGUGUGGCUUGAGACUUCAUGAAUCUUCCUCACUGCUUGUGAAGCCGAACGGAGGCAUCAUAGAACUUCAUUGGUGGAAAUGGAAUCAUACAUUGAUGAUAAACCUCUCACCUGAAAAUCACCGGCGGGAAGGGAUAGCUUGUGUUGGAGGAUAUCGAAGUAGGGCGGCGGUGGCGGCGGCGACGAACCGGUUUGUUGAAGAAGGCCAUUGGUUUUGAGAGAAGGGUUAAGGAGGCUAAAAGUAUGGUGAAAUAGAAUAUUGUUAGUUGGUGGACGAAUUGUUUGGGGUUGCGGCGGUGAAGUCAGUGAACCGUCGCCCCAGCUGUCUGGAAGUUCAGAGUUCCAUUGCUUGAUGGAGGAACAAGGUAACCAGUCAAAAUCAACACCGGCGGUGUCGGUGGAGGAAUGCGAGGCGGCGGAGAGAAAGUGGGAGAUGGUCAUUGGGACGGCGGCGCGUGAGUUUUAGAAAGAAUAAGAUCAGAGUGUGCGUGAAGGGGAAGGGGAGGCUCGAGAGAGUUGGAGAUUGCAAAUGCGCCAUUGAGGGACUACUUAUGGUACCACGCGAGCUCGGAUGAUGACGUGGAAUAUGACGCCACGUAUUUAUUAUUAUUAUUAUCGUCUUUGGAAAAAACACAUAUUUUUAAUAUCGUUGACUUUUUUUUUUCUAACUAUUUAGAAUAUAUAUAAUACUACAGAAAAAUACUCUUUA
Messenger RNA from Cucurbita maxima (winter squash), 2885 nucleotides. RefSeq lists its product as uncharacterized. Gene Ontology annotation, biological process: tRNA processing. Bases 94 to 2121 code for a protein of 675 amino acids. The record is from RefSeq and is a predicted model, not a curated record. The transcript is spliced from 8 exons. Gene Ontology annotation, molecular function: RNA binding. Lineage: Eukaryota; Viridiplantae; Streptophyta; Magnoliopsida; Cucurbitales; Cucurbitaceae. Gene Ontology annotation, cellular component: nucleolar ribonuclease P complex.